UUUGUCCGCGUCGUCUUCGUUAUGAGACAUUUGUUCCUCCAUGUGAACUGCAGGAUCAAUAUGCCUGGCUCCAAAAAAAAAAAAACCCUUUUCAUAUUCUUACUGGAAUCAUGUGACAUUUCUGAAUGAACCUUGGGAGAACUCCUUGUAUCAGUGCUAUUUUGCAACGUAGUAUAGGUGGUCUCGGCCCCUGCGGUACAUUAGAAAAAUAAACGCAUAUUUGAAAGGAAAAAUAGAUGAACAUUUACAGAAAAAAAAAUACUACAUUGAAAAUGCAAUGGAAUCAACUGUUAAGAGUUCGGCAUGAUGUUCAGACAGAUAAAAAGGAACGGGACCAGUGACUCCCUGCAGAGAUGGAGAGGAGACCGAGCACUCCCGGCACCCGCGGGCUUCUAGCUGUGGCCAAAUCGCGGGCCGUGCUCGCGACGAGCACUUCCUCGCUAUACCCGCCCAACCUCGCCCUCCUGGUCUGUUCCGGCUCCGCAGUUGCGUCCAGAGGCCGCCUGGUCCUCCGGGCCUGUCUCUGCCUCCAGCCCGGUUCCCGAGGGCGCCCCGGGGCCCUCCCGCUCCCUCGCGGAAGAAACUACUACCUCUCCGCGCCGCAGGCCAACGGUUCGGCCCGGAGGCUGGAGGCGGAAGUGACGCCAAAGACGCGCCGGCACCUCUUCCGGCGCCGGCCCCGCCUCCGCCUGUCCGACAGCUGGUCCGGGUCUUGCGGCGGUGUGUCCCGGCGUUGGAGAGUUCCGUGCGUGUCCUCGGGCUGUCCGCGCGGAACCUGGCCCGGGAGUGAUCGCCCGCACGCCCCGCGCCUUGCGCCCCCGGCACCGCUUCCAGAAGGGAAAGACGCCGCCGCUCGCGGUGGACCCGGGCAGCGCUUCCAUUCCGCGGAGCUGGAAAUAGGGAUCCAGUCAUCUCUGGGUCAGGAGGGAUGGAGACCGCACCUUCCACAUAGAUUCACAAAGCUGCCCUGCAGUGGCCUUGGCUUCAGGAGAGGAGCAUUCAGACGCUUCCGUCAGCCUCCGAGGAUGGCAGCCCCUGACCUGGCCCACGGAGGUCAUGUUUCUAGGGACUCAAUCUACCUUCAUGAAGAACAGACACAGGCAGCAGGGAUGGUGGCUGGCUGUCUGAUAAAUUGUUAUCAGGACUUGGUGACCUUUGGCGACGUGGCUGUGGACUUCACCCAGGAGGAGUGGACUUUACUGGACCCAUCUCAGAGAGACCUCUACAGAGAUGUGAUGCUGGAAAACUACGAGAACCUGGCCUCAGUAGGACACGACCUGUUCAAACCCAACGUGAUCUGUUGGCUGGAGGAGGAAGAGGAGUUGAGGGCAGGGCGGAGAGGAGUUCUCCAAGAAUGGCGACUUAAAACCAAAGGGCCAGCACUUUGGCAGGAUAGAUCUUGGUUGAGAACGUCAAAUGAGACACAGACGGCGAGAAGCCACAACGGAGGGCAGCUCUGUGACUGCACGCAGUGUGGAGAAGCUUUCAGUGAACACUCAGGCCUCAGCACACACAUGAGAACUCAAAAUACAGGAGACAGUUGUGUGUCUAAUCAUUAUGAAAAAGACUUUCUUAUUCCAUGCCAGAAAACCUUGUUCAAAAUAGGAGAGCAAUUUUCUGUGUUGGGUCAGUGUGGAAAAGCCUUCAGCCCUACUCCAAAUGUUAUUUACCAGCAAGCAUGCACUCGGGACAGAUCUCUUGACUACAGCGACUGUGGGGAAGCAUUCCUUAAUCAGUCAUACCUUCAGGCACGUGCGGGAAGUCACAAUGGAGAAGGAACAUGGGAAUGGAAGCAGUGUGGGAAAGCUCUCACUCACUCCACAGGCUGUGCCACACCUGUUGAAAUGCAUGCUGUCGGGAAUCCGCACCUAUGUGGGGAAUGUGGGAAGGCCUUUAGAUACACUGCCUACCUUACUAGUCAUGUGCGAGUCCACACUGGGGAGAAGCCCUGUGAAUUGGAAGAAUGUGGAAAAGCCUUCCCUGUUUCUUCUAGCCUAGCUCAACAUGUAAGAAUUCAUGCUACAGAGAAACCCUAUGAACAUAAAGAAUGCGGAAAAGCCUUCACUGGAUGCUCAGGUCUUUCUAAACAUGUCCAAACAGACCCUGGACAGAAGCCCUAUGAAUGUAAGGACUGUGGGAAAGCCUGCGGUGGGUUUUAUCUACUGAAUGAACAUGUAAAAACUCACACGAGGGAGAAGCCCUUUGCAUGUGUGGUUUGUGGAAAAUAUUUUAGAAAUUCCUCAUGCCUUAGUAAUCAUGUUCGAAUUCACGCUGGAAUAAAACCCUAUACAUGCAGCUACUGUGGGAAGGCCUUCACUGUGCGCUGUGGCCUUACUAGACACGUACGAACACACACAGGCGAGAAGCCAUACACGUGUAAGGACUGCGGGAAAGCCUUCUGUACGUCCUCAGGCCUUACUGAGCACAUAAGGACUCACACUGGAGAGAAACCGUAUGAAUGUAAAGAUUGUGGGAAAUCCUUCACUGUUUCUUCAAGCCUGACUGAGCAUGCGAGAAUCCAUACCGGAGAGAAACCCUACAAAUGUAAGCAGUGUGGCAAAGCCUUCACGGGGCGCUCAGGCCUCACUAAACACACGCGGACACACACCGGGGAGAAGCCAUACGAAUGUAAGGACUGCGGGAAAGCCUACAAUAGGGUUUAUCUACUGAAUGAGCAUGUGAAAACUCACACAGAGGAGAAGCCCUUUGUAUGUACGGUAUGCGGGAAAUCCUUCAGAAAUUCCUCGUGCCUGAAUAAGCACAUGCAGAUUCACACUGGAAUAAAACCUUAUGAAUGUAAGGACUGUGGGAAAACCUUCACUGUUUCUUCGAGCCUAACCGAGCACAUACGAACUCACACUGGAGAGAAGCCUUAUGAAUGUAAAGUAUGCGGAAAGGCCUUCACCACGUCCUCACACCUUAUUGUGCACAUAAGAACCCACACCGGCGAGAAACCCUACAUAUGUAAGGAGUGUGGGAAAGCCUUUGCUUCCUCCUCACACCUUAUCGAACACAGAAGGACUCAUACAGGAGAGAAACCUUAUAUAUGUAACGAGUGUGGGAAAGCCUUCCGUGCCUCCUCUCACCUGCGUAAACAUGGAAGAAUUCACACUGGGCAGAAACCCUAUAAAUGUAAGGAAUGUGGGAAAGCAUACAGUAAGUUUUACCUACUAAAAGAACAUUUAAAAACUUACCCUGAAGAGCAGCUUUUUGUAUGUAAGGACUGUGGAAGAUCUUUUAAGAAUUCCUCAUGCCUUAACCAUCACGCUCAAAUUCACACAGAUGAGAAACUUUACUAAUGUAAGGAAUGUGGGGAAGCUGUCAGCUACACUCAUUCACGUUGAAGACAUGAAAGGCCUCUCAUUCUCCAGAUGCCCGUGACUUGAGGAAUGUGGCCGGGCCAUCAGCAUCUCAUCACAACCCGGCAGGCAAGAACUCACCCUGAAGCCCUACGCGGCAGACACAGAGAAAGCCCUCAGUGUUCUCUGAGGUCUUGCUAAAUAUGGAAGGUAUCCAGUGGAGAGAACCCUGCUGAUGUGUGAUACUUAGCAGCGUUGUUGCUGUUCUGCUCAGUACUUUGAUGAUCCCUUGUGAUCUCACAAUGGAGAAAAACCUUAGGAGGGUGAGAAUUGUUAGGAAGUCAUUUUUUACAUUACAUCUUUCCUCAACCUUCAGUAUUAAACGUGGUGAUUGACACUUGAAGUGUUGUGAAUGUGCGGAAGAUAGGAAUCGCUUCCCUGUGUCCUAAAACCUUGUGGGCUAACUUGAGACAUAUCUUUCUGGGGGUUCUGUAGACGUAUUUUGAACCUUUAUGAUGCUGCACUGACGAUUCUUGGAAUGAGGACUCUGUUCCCUGUAGAAAUCUUCCAGUCUGGUUGCUACAGUGUCCAAGUCACAGCCUGGCUAACAGUGGGCCUUGAGGACUCAGAUGGGAUCCUGUGUGAGCAGUGUAGGCUCUGGUUGGUUAGUCUUGAGGAUCCAGAUGGGAUUCUGUGAGCAGCGUAGGCUCUGGUUGGUUAGUCUUGAGGAUCCAGAUGUGAUUCUGUGAGCAGCGUAGGCUCUGGUUGGUUAGUCUUGAGGAUCCAAAUGUGAUUCUGUGAGCAGUGCAGGCUCUGGUUGGUUAGUCUUGAGGAUCCAGAUGUGAUUCUGUGAGCAGCGUAGGCUCUGGUUGGUUAGUCUUGAGGACUCAGAUGUGAUUCUGUGAGCAGCGUAGGCUCUGGUUGGUUAGUCUUGAGGAUCCAGAUGGGAUUCUGUGAGCAGCGUAGGCUCUGGUUGGUUAGUCUUGAGGAUCCAGAUGUGAUUCUGUGAGCAGCGUAGGCUCUGGUUGGUUAGUCUUGAGGAUCCAGAUGUGAUUCUGUGAGCAGUGCAGGCUCUGGUUGGUUAGUCUUGAGGAUCCAGAUGUGAUUCUGUGAGCAGCGUAGGCUCUGGUUGGUUAGUCUUGAGGAUCCAGAUGUGAUUCUGUGAGCAGCGUAGGCUCUGGUUGGUUAGUCUUGAGGAUCCAGAUGUGAUUCUGUGAGCAGUGCAGGCUCUGGUUGGUUAGUCUUGAGGAUCCAGAUGUGAUUCUGUGAGCAGCAUAGGCUCUGGUUGGUUAGUCUUGAGGAUCCAGAUGUGAUUCUGUGAGCAGCGUAGGCUCUGGUUGGUUAGUCUUGAGGAUCCAGAUGUGAUUCUGUGAGCAGCGUAGGCUCUGGUUGGUUAGUCUUGAGGAUCCAGAUGGGAUUCUGUGAGCAGUGCAGGCUCUGGUUGGUUAGUCUUGAGGAUCCAGAUGUGAUUCUGUGAGCAGCGUAGGCUCUGGUUGGUUAGUCUUGAGGAUCCAGAUGUGAUUCUGUGAGCAGCGUAGGCUCUGGUUGGUUAGUCUUGAGGAUCCAGAUGUGAUUCUGUGAGCAGCGUAGGCUCUGGUUGGUUAGUCUUGAGGAUCCAGAUGGGAUCCUGUGUGAGCAGUGUAGGCUCUGGUUGGUUAGUCUUGAGGAUCCAGAUGGGAUCCUGUGUGAGCAGUGUAGGCUCUGGUUGGUUGGACAUGCUCUUAGGCAUGACCCUUCUGUAGGGUCCCACACUGGCCAAGGUUGGGGCAUAACACAGCUCUACAUUUUAUGAAAAUGCCCUUGUUCCUCUCCUAUACCUGAUCUCUUCAGAUAAAACACCAGGGUGCAAAGAGAGGCAGAGUGGAGAGGGCCGAGGUCAGUACCCUGAGAUGCCCCCAUUUCAUGGCCGUGGAGGGAGAGCCACCACCCCCCACGUGGGGAGGAGGGAAUUCCUGUACCUCAGGCAGUGCCGUACGGGUGAGAGCCCUGAGUGUCACUGUUGACCUCCAGAUCCUCUUCACAGCACGCAGAGCGGUCCUGGCAGCUGCUGCGAUCCAGCACUCCUAGGGCAGGAGCUGCUUGUGUGUGUGCCGCCCCUUUGUGUACCAUGAAAACAGACCAGGGACACGGCUGGUCCUGAUGUUCCACGGCACUUGGCACUAUCACUGGCGCUUCCUAGAUGAGGCCCUUAAGCACACACAGCGGCAGAGCAAGGCUUCCAUGUGAGUGACACGAAUGUGUGUCCUCUGGCUGCAGCAAUCUGGGGUUGUUUUUUGUGGCCAUCAGGGCAGCAGCUGCUUGGUGACUGUUUCUGUGGUGUUGAAUCCCCACGGUAUAAAGGUAAUCUACAACGAGGUGAACAGUAAAUCCUGGAUGGACAGACCCGUGCGCCUUCAUAUUAUGUGUUUGAAAUUCUGGAUGGACAGACCCAUGCACCUUCAUAUUACGUGUUUGCUGUGGAGAGGAGUGGGUUGUGCCGUGUUUCUCUUGUGGGAUUGAGUGUGGCUAUUUAGUUCAUCUGUUGCCACCUUUAAUUGUUGGCAGUGACACUAAAGGUCAUCAGAUUAGUGUGAACCACCUUGUGGGGUUGUAGCGGCUCCUGGAUUGGUCUCAGAUGCCAUCCUGAUUGGCUGAAAUAAGUCCUGCAGGUGUCCGCUGGAACUGACUCACAGUUGGCUGAGUCCAGAACCUGUGGGUCACAGGUGGCGCCAGGCCUGCAUCAUCCUCGUGCUCGGACUCCUAGUGACAGCAUCCUGAGCAGCGGUAGCCCAGACACCACCCUGCCUGAUAUGCCCACUGCUGGUGGAGACAUCACCCCAGCCCAGACCUCAUUAAGACAACUACUCCUCCGAUGACUCGCCCUCCCUUCACUGGAGGUGACUUCACGCACUUCUCCAGAACCUCCUCAGCAGCGAUGCCCACGGACUGGGGUUCCUAAGGCACAAAUUCGAUAUUUGAGAUCUGUGAUGAGCUGAGCUUGCUGUCCGCUCACCCGUGAUCCUGGUGUAGUCUCAGCCAAAACCUGCAGCCCUGCACCCCGGCCUGUAGGAAAAUCUGGUAGGAGUUAGUAGUGUCUGUGAAGUCUCAAUAAUUGAUAACAAAAUGUUUUGUUUCGCCAGGAGGCACCUGGUUCCUAUCAGCCUCUGGGGAGGCCACUGUCUGCCCAGUGCCUUCUCCUCCGCCGCAUCUUUCCAUCUCAUCUCCUUACUCCCUUGACGUGGCUUCACACAGAGCCUCUUCUUUACACGUACUAACUGUUUGCUUCAUACCGUCCUGCAGCAGAACUACAGACCUGCCAUCCUGAUUAUUGUGAAACUCAUCCCUUUGUCACCUUUAUAACUCCUCGAGGAUAUUAUCAUUGAACCCCCAACAUUUCAAAGUGGUUUUCUUGAGUAAUACCAUAUGCUGUGAUGUGGAUGUGACUGGUUUGUCCUCAUCAAGUCUCAUGUUGAGCUUUGACCCUCAGUGUGACAGUGCUGGGAGGGGGCCUGGUGGGGGUUUGGGUCAUGGGGACACCCUCCUGAAUGGUUGGAUACCAUUCAUUCUUGCUCUGUCAAGCCUGGAUUGGUUCGUAGGGGAAUGCCCUAGUUACCGGGAGCAUGGUUGUCAUAAAGCCAAGCCGUCCCUCGGGGUUGGCUCACUGCCCUUGGCCUUCUUUGCCCUAUUUGACACAGCAAAUAGUCCUCACCAGAAGCAGGUCGGAUGCCAGUGCUAUGCCUGUACAGCCUGCUGAACCAUGAGCCAAAUAAGCCUCUUUCUAAGUUACCCACAGCCUCAGAUACGUAGCAACACAGACAGACUAAGACACCAUGCAUGAUGGAAAAGUGGGUUAUGGGCAGGACUGCAGGUACUGCUUACGCAGAUACCUGUAUUUCUCUUCCUUACUCUCAGGACGUGUUCUGUGUUGCUUAGGGCAACUUACGCCCUCCUGUGUGAAAAUCUCCACUCCCGAUGUCUGAGGGUUCCUCAGCGUAAGGUAAAAUAUUAAAGGACCAAUUGUAUUAA
Molecule: messenger RNA, 7304 nt
Organism: Symphalangus syndactylus (siamang)
Lineage: Eukaryota; Metazoa; Chordata; Mammalia; Primates; Hylobatidae
Gene: ZNF778
Product: zinc finger protein 778
Biological process (GO): regulation of cytokine production; regulation of immune system process; negative regulation of transcription by RNA polymerase II
Cellular component (GO): nucleoplasm
Molecular function (GO): DNA-binding transcription repressor activity, RNA polymerase II-specific; RNA polymerase II cis-regulatory region sequence-specific DNA binding
Source: RefSeq, a predicted model, not a curated record